AGGACAAGAGGCGAGUCUCGCUGCCGACCACCACUGCACUGGCUGCCGCGGCGCCCGACGUGUCUGGUUCUUCAUCAGACGGCAAGUUCGGUAAAGUUACUUUGAGGGAAAAGAUUUUUACUUGGCUCGACACCUGCGACCUUCCAUGAUGUUCCGCAGAAACGCUAGUUGCUUCAUCCGCAUUUUUGUGGCGGUGGUCAUGUGUAGUGGCUACACUCGCCCAGUUUCCGUCACAGAAGCCCUAACAGUGGGACGAGUUCAUGAGGCUGAGGAGGCCACGGCCGUGGAUCUGGGUGCCCUGCUGGACGCCGGGGACGGCGCUGUGGUGACUCUGCUGGCCGGGGACAAUACGCAGCUGGUGGCUCACAGGGCUAUCUUGGCCGCCAGGAGCGCCGUGUUUGCGGGCAUGCUCCGUCGUCUCACCUUAGAGGCCAGCAGCAGCCAGCUCGCACUCUCCGACAUAGAGGGCCCUGUGCUGCGCCAGGUGCUGGCACACCUCUACACCCUCCAGCCCCCACAGCUGCCCAGCAUGGCGCCACAGCUGUUGGUCGCCGCUGACCAAUACGGCUUGUCAGUACUGAAGGUGCAGUGCGAGCAACAGGUGGCCGCACAGCUGUCUGUCGAGACUGCAUCAGCCACAGGUGUUCUCGCGAUUCGGCACUCCGCUAACAUGCUGAAGCAGGCUGCUGUCUCCUUCAUAAAGGCCCACUUGCUCAGUGUGAUGGCGACGCAGGGCUGGGAUGAGGCUGUAGUCAACGACCCACAAACUUUUAUGGAGUUGGUUCACCUGAUUACAGAGACACCGACAGACACCAGAAAUCUAUCUGGAGACAUGAAGGGCGAGAUGCUGAUUGCUGCAGCUAAGGAUGGGUCAGUGAGCAAAGUGCGAACGUUGCUGGCAGUGGGGGCGGACGUGGAGGCGAAGGACGAGAACAAGCGGACAGCACUGCACUGGGCAGCAGCCAUGGGGCACGGGGAGGUGGCGGCCCAUCUGCUGGAGGUAGGAGCAGGCGUUAACGCCAGGGACCGCUGGCAGAACACGCCUCUACAUCUGGCUGCAUGGAAAGGCCAUGCAGCUGUGGUGCGGCUGCUGGCAGCUUCCUCUGCCGACCACAACGCCAGGGAUCAAAGUGGGAGCACGCCACUGCACGAUGCAGCACGGCGUGGCCGUGCAGAGGCGGCGGCUGCACUGUUAGAGGCAGGGGCCGACAGAGAAGACAGGAAUUAUGGUGGGGACACGCCGCUGGACCUAGCCGAGCGGAACAACCACCAGUCGCUCAUAGACAUCCUAAGAUCAAGCUGAGUGUAAUGCAGACGACUACGGAGUAAAAUAAAUAAAGCUUUCUGUGUAACCUCUGCUACUUUUAAAAUAAACAAUUCAGAAAAGUUAA
Molecule: messenger RNA, 1391 nt
Organism: Schistocerca americana (American grasshopper)
Lineage: Eukaryota; Metazoa; Arthropoda; Insecta; Orthoptera; Acrididae
Product: poly [ADP-ribose] polymerase tankyrase-1-like
Exons: 4
Coding region: 146-1303 (385 amino acids)
Biological process (GO): regulation of gene expression
Cellular component (GO): nucleus
Molecular function (GO): protein binding
Source: RefSeq, a predicted model, not a curated record